GCACAACAUCGGCCAUGACGGAAGUACUUCUAGUUGCGACACAGCUCGAUUCUCUCAAACAUCUCAGUUCUGAAAAUCCGUUUCCCGGUGAACUAAGCUACAAAAGGUUAUAGUGAAAACCGAUCGACCGGAGAGCUUUUUCAGCCUUUUUCAAAUAGACGAUUUGUGAAUGAAAUAUAAACCACCACCAGAGACAAUGUUGAUCAAUUGAAACGCACGAGAAGAGAGGCUGGAAAUGGAUAGUGAAUAUGUGCCAGUAUGCGAAGAAUUUAAGAGCCGUGUCAUUGGAAGGGAUGGAAGCGUGUUGAAUAGUAUAAGAGAGAGAUCGGGAGCAAUAAUUACAUCCAGAUAUAGAGAAGAAGAAGGAUUUACUGUUAGUGGAAAUGACCAGCAGAGAGAAACUGCAAAAAGACUAAUUUUAGAAAAAGUGGAGGAAAUAGAACUAACCAAGUGGGAGGAAGUGGAGAUUCCUACCGAAUACAAAGGUUUGGUGAUUGGAAAGCACGGAGCUAAUCUGCUUGUGAUAAGCAAAGAGACAGGAGCAAAAGUGACCCGUAAAAGAGGAGAGGUGCACAUUACACAGGGAACAAAGCAACAAAGAGAUCACGUGAAGUUGCUUAUCAAACGCCAAGUGGCUUUAGCACGACUCAGGGGCCUAGAAAACAAAAGCUAUACAGUCUGCUGUUUCAUUGACGAUUGGAAUAUUACCGAGAACUGUAAACUGAAGCUGGAGCGAGUUUCAGAAAAAGAUUGUUUGGUGGUCCCCAGCUCGCAGGCGCAGUUUCGACUACAAUCUUCAAGAGAAUCCAACCUACAGGAAUGUGUGAGUGACUCAGGCUAUUUAUCAAAACUUCAUGACGCCACGUUGGAAUCACUGCGAAAACUGAAAGCUAACAUGGAUUCAAGCAACCAGUUAGAAGCUGACAUGUGGUGUCAUUUUGGAUUAGCCACUAUUAGUGGGCCUAGUGAAGAGGACAUUGGGAAAGAAGAAUGGAGCAUAGAUGAUGCAGCAGCAAAGUUUCAGUCGUCAAGGGAAGGAAAUUAUUGGAAGGUUACUUUUCAAGAAGGCGUGAAUUUCAUUGAGGAUAUUUUCAGACGAUAUUACUAUGACGAUACACCAAAAGAAUACCUCGACUACGCCGCAAGAUAUGACUUAACAUUCUUCACUCCAUGCAGUCGUCAAGUGAGAUGUAAGGUCUGGGUGGCUAGAAAGAAUGUCAAGAAAAAAUUGGAAGGCAUUCCAUUACCACUUAGUGACGUCAAAAACAUUCUGAAAGAAAUUUGCUUCACCGAUGAAACCACUCGGUCACGAAGUCGAGGCUGGAUAGUUCUUCCCUCGCGAAGAUAUUUACAAGGAGAUAUUUUAUUUCCCGGGUGCGAGUUUGAUUGCAGACUCACCAUACGUGAACGAACAGGGAAUGCCACAGAUCUAGACCAUGUACCCAAAGAAGAUGUUAUACGCGUGUUGGCAGAUUAUCUUUCUGAGAUGACUUUGAAGGAAGACGACUCUUUUGGACUAAAACUCCCGGAGAAGAAGAUCCCAGAAGGAUAUCAUUUGAGCCACAAGCGGUUUUCCAAACGAAUCGUGUACAAGUCCAAACCAGGUUUCAGUAUAAUUCUAUCGAGGGAACUAUCGUGGCGCCUUGUGGUGACUGAUGAAAGAUCCAGAGAAUCGACUGAUCUACACCUACAUUGUGACGACUGGGACAGGCUACUCAGAAGUGGACAGUGGGAAGCAGAGAUGAUUGUCAGAAAGUUACCCGAUUUUCUUGAAUUUGUCAAAGAAGUUCAAGGCUUUGUUGUCGGAAAGAUAAUGAGAAGUGGGCUGGAAAGGAUAGUUCCUCCAGAGAUUCUUGCAAGAGGACCUCUCGCUCUACAGGCCUAUUACAACGCCCUGCAUGAAGGAAAAAUCUGUGACAGGAGGGUACCGCUGAUGUUGGUUGGACAAGACCGAUCCGGAAAGACUAGCUUGAAGAAAUCGUUGAAGGGCAUAUGCUUCAACCCAGAGGAGGAGAGCACUGUGGGCAUCGAUCUUGAUCCUAACCCUUUUGAAGUGACCACGGAAAUGUGGAUGACAGGAAAAAAGAAUGAAGACGGAGAAGUUGAUGAAGAAGCUAUUUCGUUUGAGCAAAAUGCUGCACGUUUGGCUGCUGACACAUUAAGGACGACAGAAACCGUCAAUGAGAUUAGUAGAAGACACAAUCCUGGCGAGGGAGAGGACUAUGAUAUUGAUGAGACCGAUGAUGUAUUGGAGGCAACCUCCACUGACUCAUCGAGUGGCCUUCGAAUUGAGAAAACUGAGGAUCAGUUAUCCACCGAAAGCAGCUUUAAUGAAAAUCGUUCGCCAGUGAGACAAGUUCCUGGUCUAAAGAAAUUGGAUCCCGAAGAUAAUUUACCCAACCCCACACCAGAUCAAGCAUCAGAUUUUGAAGAAAUUGCUGCAAGGAUUGAAAGUUUACUUAAAGAAAGAAAGAAGAGAAAAGAGGAUGAGGCUGACGAUGUCUAUUCAAUUCUGUGGGAUUUCGCUGGAGAAUCCGUUUACUAUGUAACACAUCCCCUUUUCCUUACGGCAAGAGCGAUCUAUUUUCUUGUUUAUAACCUCAACUGGAACCCAAACGCAAAAGCCAAUCAGCUAAUGAAGCAGGGAGUAUACGCAGAGUCUCAAGAUAGUUUUAACCUAAAAACUAACUUGGAUUACCUAGAUUUCUGGAUGAAUUCGUUAGCUUCCCUAGCCACAUAUAGCGAAGACAAGGAUAUGGAUACUCAAUUCGAGGUACUUCCAAAACGACUGCCAAUGGUUUUUUUGGUCUGCACUCACGCUGAUGAACCAUACGAGGGCAGAGAUGCACGCAAGCUCGCAGCUGAAGUGUAUGGAACUUUGAAGGAGAGACCUUACGGUACCCAUUUGUUUGGUAUGUAUUGUGUAGAUAAUACAAAGUCCGGCCGCGAGUCUGAGUGUCAAGAAGUCGGCCGCCUGCGAAAGGAUGUUCUCGCUGCUGCUAAGAAAUUGCCGCAUAUCAAAGAGGUGAUUCCAGUUAAAUGGUUAAAGUACGAAAAAACUCUCCAAUGCUGGAAAAAGGGCGGGUAUAAUUUUAUUUCCCUCGAAACAGCCAAAAGGAUAGCAAACCAGGAAUGCGACAUCACUGCUGAAAACGAUUUCAAGACGCUGCUCAACUUUCUGCAUGAUCUAAGAAUCUUGAUCCAUUUUGAUGACACAGCAGAACUAAACGAUCUAGUAGUCCUAGAUUCUCAGUGGUUAAUUGACGUGUUCAAGAAGGUAAUAACCGUAAAACCCUACCAUUGGGAAGAGGAGCCCUUUUUAGGAUUAUGGAGGAAGCUUGAAAGAGAAGGAAUCUUGGAGGAAAAGCUUUUGGAACAUGUUUGGGAACCUCAGUUAAUCGGCGGCAGAGAAAAUUCUGAAAAAUUAAUUGCAUUAAUGGAGAGAUUUAGCUUAUUGUGUUCAUGGCCUUCACAUGGUGUCUCGGGUAACAGGCAGUUCCUCGUACCCUCCAUGCUAAAGUCACAAGCACCAGAGGGUGUCAUGAAAUUGGUUUCCUCCGCGCAAAUACCUUCUCUCGUUGUAAAAUUUGAAUCUGGUCAAGUCCCUGCUGGCCUGUUUCCGAGAUUAGUCUUACAAUUCUUUGAAUGGGGAAAAGAGAGUUUUUGGAGCUCAAAGCGCCUAAAGUUGUUUCACGGCUUUUCCAGGUUUUACACGUCUCAAGAUGCCGGGUGCUCAGUAAUUCUUCUAUGUCACUCGUCUUACAUCGAGGUUGUCUACCAUCAGGGUAACGCAAAUGAUGAGUCGGUAAAUGCUUUGCAGUCACCCCUCUCCCAGAAGUCAAUGAACAAGUUGUACAAUGAAAAUGAUUUAAGCUGUUUCCGGGUUGUCUGUAGACAGUUGGGCUUGAUUCUGGAGUGCAUGCGUAAUCAGUUCCGCUGGCUGAACAGUAUGAGAUACAAGAUGGGUAUCAUCUGCCCAAUCUGCCGUGAACAAAGUGCCGUCGAGUACUGUGAAAGGCAUCAAAGUCUAAAUUGCAAGCAAGAGGAAUGCCUCCACUUUUGGUCCGAGUCUGAACUGUGCGCAUCCAAGGGAGAUGCAUUUUGUAUGGAAUCUGUUUCGGCGCUAAAUAACAGAUUUAACCCUGAGCGCUGGGCUCCUUGGUUUUCAUCUCAGGAUAACUGGGUGGGACGUAGUAAUCACUGUGAUGAACUUUUGUUCCUGGAGAAAGGGAAAGGUGCUACGACUCUCUCUGUCCCUUGUGAGAUUGUAGACACCCUUUUGGCACAGUCGAAUGAUUGCAAAGAUUUUGUACGACAAUUAGAAGACAAAUUAAAUCUGAAUGACGCCGUCUUGCGAGACCCUGAUCCUAACAGGGUACUGAUUCGUACCCUGGCGAGAAAGGCUAACAAUGCAAGCCGAAGUGAUCUAGUUGAAGAGCUGAGAAAAAUUGUACCGGCGGGAACUACAGCUCCAAUGUUACCGGAAAGCCUUCUUGUUCGAGGAAUCCCUUUCAGUCAACUAAAAAAGCUCACUAUCACCUUAAGCGGUGGAGAUGAGUGGAAGAUAUUUGCAGAGAAACUGAGACUAACCCCAGAAGAGAUUCGUUUCCUUGACAAUCGCACUUUGAAUCCAGCUGAUGCAGCUUUGGGUUACAUUGCACAAAAAUAUCAGAUAACAGUGGGUGAUCUUUAUUACCUUUUAACUGAAUGUGGACUACCCGUCGUAGCCGAUUUGCUUUGAAAGUAGUACUUCUUUUCCAAGUGGACUACAGUCAGUCAGUAACUGAAAAAUGUACAAUAUAAUCAGUUAGAUGUUACUUUGCAAACUAAUAAUUUUUUUGAAGUA
Messenger RNA from Pocillopora damicornis (cauliflower coral), 4846 nucleotides. RefSeq lists its product as uncharacterized. Gene Ontology annotation, molecular function: RNA binding; protein binding. The record is from RefSeq and is a predicted model, not a curated record. Gene Ontology annotation, biological process: signal transduction. Lineage: Eukaryota; Metazoa; Cnidaria; Anthozoa; Scleractinia; Pocilloporidae.